Molecule: messenger RNA, 1672 nt
Organism: Panicum virgatum (switchgrass)
Lineage: Eukaryota; Viridiplantae; Streptophyta; Magnoliopsida; Poales; Poaceae
Exons: 5
Coding region: 1-957 (318 amino acids)
Source: RefSeq, a predicted model, not a curated record
AUGGAGAACCCGCAAUUUACACCUCAAAACAUCUGUCCCCAUGAAGGUCAACCCAUCGUGAAUACGUCUUAUUUCUUAACAUGGUCUGGUCAACCCCAAUAUCAUUGUUCACUAAAACCUUUGUCUUAUGCUUCUAUAGGAGCAUCGUGCCCAACACCAGCACACCACACAACUCCUCCGUCUCAACCAUCCGUUGCUAAUGCAGAUUCUCAUUCCCAAGGGACACAAUAUUCGAGAAAGGGGCAAGCACCUGACACCAACCCUAAUACGCAUGCAUCAUUCGUUGAGGAUGAUGGUGACGAGGAUGCUGUAUUUGAGGAGGAUGAGGAAGAAGAGGAGGGUUAUCUUUUCACCGGACACGAAGAAGAAGACGAAGCCGAUGUGGAAAUCAACCUUGUUGAUGAAGAUAACGAUGCGCCAGAUGUGUUGGAUCCUUAUGACAUUGUGUAUGCCAAUGUCCCAUCCGAAACACAUAAGUUAGAGGCAGUGGAGAAUUGUGAGCACUGCAAUGCUAAGAAGUUUGAGUAUGAAACUCCAGGAUUUUGUUGUCGCAGUGGGCAAAUACAUUUAUCCACACCCGACACACCGCCUGAACUUGUGAGGCUGUGGUCAGCUUCAGAUGAUGAUGCAAGGCACUUCCGUUCUAACAUCAGAUUCUUCAACAGACAUUUCUCAUUUACCUCGCUAUAUUGUCACCUUGACCACAUGACCACAUACAUGCGAAAUGGAGGUGUGUUUACGUUCCGUGCCCAUGGUAAAAUUUACGACAAUGUACGUUCAUUUGGUAAAGAGGAGGGUACUGAACCAAGGCAUCUUGAGUUGUAUUUCCAUGAUGACGAUCCUUCACUAGAGCUUCAUUAUCGAAGAUGUCGAGAGGAAUGCCUAAGGAAAGACAAGGAAGUCAUCGACAGGUUGGUUGCGAUCAUGCGGGGCAACCCCAUACUCAGAGCAUCUUAGGACUAUGGGUACAAUUGAUGAUCUGGAUGAUUAUCGUGUGGAAUUGAAUCUUGACCAAAGGUUGGACUAGCGAACCUACAAUGUACCUCUCACGUCAGAGGUUGCUGCAGUUUGGAUAGAGGGUAGCGAGCGACAUGGGCAGUUCGAGAAUAGUGUUGUACUCCAAGGGAAGGAUAGGUCUAUUCACGGCAUUCGAUCAUACCAUGGUUGUUAUGAUGCUCUGUCGUACCUAGUAUUCUUCCCUAGGGGUGAGCUUGGGUGGCACAAUUACAUCCCAAAGGUGGGAGUCUCAAUGGAGCAAGUAAAUGCUACUCGUGAAGACCGUAAGGCACGUGCAGGCGGCGAGGUUCUAGGUACAUUAUCGAACGCAUUUAUUUAUUAUUUAUUUUGAAGACUUUUUUGGAUGGUUUACUAAUUACAGUUACAUUCUCCAUUCGUGUAGGGAGUUCUGGGAAUUUAUGCAUAUUAGUGCAGAACAACUACUGCUACAAAUUUCAAAUGUGUCCUGGCAUUUUUAACCCAAUACUUUUCGGCAAGCGACUUUUUUAACAAUUUGUUGUUGAUACAUAUGUUAAGAUUGAAAGCUCUUGAUUAGAUUACAUCAGAAACAAUCCGGACAAUAUUAGAGCCGAUCUGUACCAAGGUCUUGUCGAUAGUUUGAACGCAGGUGAGGGCCGAGGCGAUGCUGUUGGAAGACGUACUGUUCUUUCUAUGU